Moneuplotes crassus is the source of this 1716-nucleotide messenger RNA. The record is from the annotation of a GenBank genome assembly. NCBI's taxonomy places the organism in Eukaryota, Ciliophora, Spirotrichea, Euplotida, Euplotidae.
UAAUGGCAGAGAGAAAUUUUGAGAAAUAUAAGCGCAUAAAGUUGCUUAACCAGGGCUCAUAUGGUAAAGCAUACCUAGUUGAGGCAAAGAGUGACAAAUCCCUUUGUGUGAUCAAGCAGAUCCAGUUCAAUGCAAAGAAUCCGACAGUUAUGAAAGAAGCUAUUUAUCUCAGAGAGAUGCACCAUCCUAAUAUUAUUCAGUUUAAAGAUGUUUACUUUACUAAGAGCAAGAAGCUGUGCAUAGUCAUGGAAUAUGCUGAUGGAGGAGACCUUUCAUCAAAAAUUAAGCAUUUUAAGGAUAAUAACAUGAGCUUCUCAGAGCAAGACAUUAUAGUAUAUUUCUCCCAAAUUUGUGCAGGUAUGAAGUAUUGUCAUGAUAAAUAAGUUGUUACAUCGAGAUAUCAAAUCGCAGAACAUCUUUUGAACAUCUGAAGGUAGAAUUAAGAUCGGGGAUUUUGGAAUUUCCAAGAUUUUAGAGAAUACGAAGGAAAAUGUGCAGACAAUCGUCGGAACUCCUUGAUACUUAUCUCCUGAAAUUAUUGAAAACCAAUGAUAUAAUUUAAAGUCUGAUAUAUAUGCACUAGGAGUAGUUUUGUAUGAACUAUGUAUGCUUAGGCAUCCUUUCAAGGCUGACUCAAUCCAUGCGCUUGCUAUAAAAAUAGUCUCAGGGGAGUACACAGAAAUACCAAGCAAGUAUUCUGAAGAUUUAAAGUAUCUUGUUGAUAACCUUCUGCACAAAGAUCCAGAACAAAGAAUGAAUAUUGAUGAAAUCAUUGAUUACCUUAACCUAAAAUUCAUUACUCCUCAGCUAGAAUAUGAAGAGAUAAAGUGCCAAGAAAAUAUAGAGGAACAAAUUCCUGAAGAAAUUGAAAUUGAAUACGAUAAGAGCAAACUUGGUGAAGAGGAAACUAGAGAAGAAACCAAGAAGAGCUCUAAUAAUGAUCCUAUUGAAGAGAAUAAAAAUGAUCUUAGCGCUAUAGAACUUGAAACAGAUGGUCUCAGAAAAGAAACUGAUCUAACUGAUCAGCAGUACGAACUAGCUCUGAAAGUAGGAAUUGAUAAAAUUGAGACUAACAAUAUUAAAUAAGAAGCAAAAACUGGCUAAGAACAGAGAAGAGGAAAAACAAAAAUAAGCUAAAGGCUAGCAAUACUGACCUUUAUAUACAAGGCCAUAGUCAUAUAAGAAACAAGUCGAAUAAUGUAAAAUCUGUGAAGCCAAGUUCUACCAACAAUGUGCAAGGUUAUAGGAAAAUUACUCCUUCAGCUCAAUCAAAUGUGAAUGAUUCUAGAAUAAAAAGAAACCCCAAAAGACCUCAGCUAAGGAAAUAAGGUUAGUGGAGCAACGCCUAAAGUUGCUUUUGAGAAAGAGCCUGCUCUUAGGAAACAGAAAACCACUCAAGAAAAUAGAUUUGUCAGGCGGAAAAUAACAGUGAAUGAUAGAGAAGAGGAGAUCAAGAAGCAGCAUGAUAUUCAAAAAGCCUUACUUGAGAAAGAAAAGGAGAUAGAAAUGAAGGCAAAUAAAAAGAAGCAAGAAAGCAACGAAAGAUGGCUGAAACUUCAUAAUCAACGGCUUAAGUUACUAGCCAAGAAAAAGCAAGAUGUCGAAGAUAGUUUUGAUAAGUCCAAUGAUCGGUCUAAGAGGGCGAAAUGGGGUAAGAACCCAGAUGUUGUCAUCCCUGGAAGUUCAUAAUAAGAUACAGCAUAAAUAUAUUCAAUA